Molecule: messenger RNA, 2034 nt
Organism: Colletotrichum scovillei
Lineage: Eukaryota; Fungi; Ascomycota; Sordariomycetes; Glomerellales; Glomerellaceae
Exons: 2
Coding region: 1-2034 (677 amino acids)
Cellular component (GO): cytoplasm; nucleus
Molecular function (GO): protein binding
Source: RefSeq, a predicted model, not a curated record
AUGGCUUCGCUAUCCACCCUAGUAGAAGACAUCAUGCACGGGAUAUGCGAAUACCUCACGUUCCGCGAUAUUCUCCAACUCACCCUCACUCAAAAACGCUUCGCAACGUCAUUUGAGCGGAGUCUCCUGCUGCACCGCGAUUUAGUAUCGCAUAAAUACAACGCAAUGAUAUGCGCCGUCGUCAAAAAGGAAGUUGACCGGGCCGAGGAACUCUUGAGACUCGGCUACGAAGCAAACUUUGCUUGUUCGAUGCCAUUGAUGGCCCGUCCGGCCGACUUGAACUUCACACUUGAACACCUGACGCUUCAAGCGCCGUCAAACGUUGCCAUCAGAAGGCAGGGCCAGACUGCACUCGUGACUGAGCGCUUGUAUCGUCCCGUGUGCGAUACGCACAAGAUCUGGAUAAACUAUUCCGUCCUAGCCCACGCCAUCUUGGACGACCAGGUUGAGAUCGUCAAACUCCUUCACAAGUACGGCGCAGAUUUGGAAAAGCCGUUGCUGCAGGUCUAUGCAUUCCGCGGCACACGGGUGUUUGUCGAUCACCAAAUCAGUGUCUUGCACCUGGCGAGCAGCGGUGCCAUGAUCGAGACACUCUUAGAGCUUGCUCCAAACAUUCCCAUCGACAAAGACAGAUUCAUGCACACUGAACCGCUGCUUCUCUGGCACGUCGAACGAGGCACGGAUCUCAGAGGCCUUCGCCGACUUUUGAAAGCCGGCGCUCACGUGGACGGGGCACGUCCGGCGACACAGCGGAUCGGCUUUUGCCAGUGUGAACAGGAGGACACGUUGCACGUCUUUUUAGAUCACAAAUCACCGCUCGAGGCCGCCAUAUGGAACCUGGACCGGGAUGCCGUUGAGCUUUUGCUAGAACACGGGGCAUCGACGGUGUACCCGCCCAACGACAACGGCGAAGUGACUUGUCUACACGAAGUGAUACGAAUCUUCCUCCUGGAGCACAAGCCGGAGGAUCUAGAGGUCAGCUUGCAGAUAUUUCGCCUCCUAAUUGACCAUGGGUUCGAUGUCAACCGCGAAUACAUCGAGUGGGCGGGGUGGACGCCUGAGGGAACCAGAAUCAACCUGGUGGUGGACAGCCUCAUCUACUACGCAUCCACCGAUAUGUUCCAGCUUCUCCUCGACGCCGGAGCAGAUCCAUUCAACGCGUCGGAUAUGAGGCCAGGAGACAAAAGCUACCUCGUCGUGCUCGGCUUGUCAUCCUCGGUAGCGAGAUUGUAUCCCACGAAUAUGACCGAGCCCGAAAGGGUGUCCCUACAGAGCGCAAAGCUGAAAGCACUCAUCGCCAAGAGAGCAGAGUCAGACCCCAGCGGCCGCGAUCGCAUGUUGUUAUUCAUGGCUGCCAUGGAAAUUUCUCGACCGUCGGAACUCCAUCAGGUGUUCAAAGUCCUUCACAAAGUCUUUGGAUCAUUCGAAGAGGAACUCAGCCUCCUCGCAGACACCAUGGGCCGAGUGAAAAUGAUCCCAGGAAUCCUUCAAGAGAGCCGACAGAUCAUUGAGUUUCUCAUCCGCUGCGGAGCCCCCGUUAAUCACCCCAAUUCCGAUGGGGAGACGCCUUUGCACGUCGCCUAUACUCUCUCGAUAGCCAGCCCUUUGCCCAUCGGGGAAACGGACGACCUCCUGGCGUGGGAUGUUGACGAGGAGCAGGGAUUUACGGUAGGCUGGGCUAUCGGAACCAACAACUUCUUUGGCCAUGAAACUAUCAAUGGCUUCCUCAGCUCGAUACUUAGUGCUCCGGCCGAGGGAGAGAAGCGGGUACGAAACGCGAACGCAAUUUUUGACGCGUUGAUCCAGGCCGGGGCGGCUCAGAAUUUGUUGAAUGAGAAGGGGGAGACGGCAGCGAUGGUGAUGGCUCAGCAUGGUUGGAUCCAGCUGCCGCCUUCACCUGGUUCCGACUCGGAGCGUAUCGUCGGGGACGAGAUUAAGCCGGAUUCGGCGCAGACGGAUGAUGUUGUGGCCAAUGCCUUUGCGAUCUGGAGGCAGUUUCAGCAACUUGCAUUGGGGGAGGCGGGUUCCAGUUAG